AUGGGGCGCUAUCAUGGCCAGCACCAACCAGGAGAGGAGCAAAGAUUGCUGGGGAACGGAAAUGACCAAAAUGCCCAACAAUCUCCCCGCAGAUGGACGGCGGUGCUUUUGAGUUUGUUGGGUAUUCUCGUUCUAUCGACUGUGUACCUGAUAGGGCACAGACACCAGCCUGCCGUGCUCUUACAUUCAGUCGAGUCAGGCGGAACAUUAACUUCAUUCUCAACCCCUCAAAGAGACUGCAACAGCAUCGACAGCGGAUACCAGUGCGGCCGGGACAUCUCUCGCCACUGGGGCCAGUACUCGCCAUACUUCUCCCUUGCGUCCGAAUCGAGCAUCUCAGAUGACGUCCCCGAGAACUGCCGCGUGACCUUCGUUCAAGCACUCUCCCGGCAUGGCGCCCGGUACCCAACGGAGACGAAAAGCAAGAGGUAUGCUGCUCUUGUGGCGAGUAUCCAAGCCAAUGCCACCGCCUUCUAUGGCAAAUAUGCAUUCCUGCGGUCAUACAGGUACACCAUGGGCGGGAACGAUCUGACCAUUUUUGGCCAGCGUCAGAUGCUCAACUCGGGCAUCAAGUUCUACCGGCGAUAUGGGGAAUUGGCCAACCAUACUGUGCCCUUCAUCCGUGCCUCUGGGUCAGACCGUGUGGUGGCAUCAGGCGAGACGUUCAUCGAGGGAUUCGAAGAAGCAAAGAGACAAGACAAAGAUGCAGAUCAACAGCAACCUAACCCAAAGAUCGACGUCAUCAUUACAGAGGGGAGCUCUUCCAACAACAGUUUGAACCACAAUAGCUGCCCGCGUUUCGAAGAGGACGAGCUCGGGGACAAGGUUAAGGAAAGUUACACUGCGAUCUUUGCACCACCCAUCCGCCACCGACUCGAGCGAGAUAUCCCAGGCGUGCGGCUCUCGGAUCAAGACAUCGUCAGUUUAAUGGAUAUCUGUCCGUUCGACACGGUGUCCCGCACUCCGGACGGCAGCGAGCAGUCCCCCUUCUGUGAUCUGUUCACCGAAGCCGAAUGGGCGCAGUACAACUAUUUGCAGUCACUGGGAAAGUACUACGGCUACGGCGCGGGCAACAUACUUGGACCCGCCCAGGGCAUCGGGUUCGUCAACGAGCUGGUCGCCCGUCUCACCCACACCUCAGUCCACGACGACACCAGCACGAACCAUACGCUUAACGCCAACGCAUCCUUCCCAAUUAACCGCACACUCUACGCCGACUUCACCCACGAUAAUGGCCUGACACCAAUAUUCUUCGCUCUCGGCUUGUACAACGGCACGGCGCCCCUCUCUCGCACGCACGUCUGCUCUCCCGCCGAGGAAGACGGCUACUCCGCCACCUGGACGGUGCCGUUUGCAGCUCGCGCCUAUAUUGAAAUGAUGCAGUGCCGGUCCGAGUCAGGGGCUGCUGAUCUAGACCCGGAGCCUUUGGUCCGGGUGCUUGUUAAUGACCGCGUGGUCCCACUGCAUGGCUGCCCAGCUGACUCGCUCGGUCGUUGCCGUCGGAACGACUUUGUUCACGGACUGAGCUUUGCGCGCUCUGGCGGCAACUGGAGGAGCUGCUAUGAAAAGCAGAGCUGA
Messenger RNA from Penicillium alfredii, 1578 nucleotides. Its product is annotated as histidine phosphatase family protein. The coding region runs from base 1 to 1578 and encodes 525 amino acids. The record is from RefSeq and is a predicted model, not a curated record. NCBI's taxonomy places the organism in Eukaryota, Fungi, Ascomycota, Eurotiomycetes, Eurotiales, Aspergillaceae. The transcript has a single exon. Gene Ontology annotation, molecular function: acid phosphatase activity.